AUGUCUCCUACAGCAACCUGCAAUAAUUUUCUGUUUGAAGUUCUUUAUCAGAAUUGCCACCACCUGUCACAGCCUUUACAGGGUAAGCAUGACAAAGUAAAUCAGCAGAUCGAGCAUGUCUUCAGCGUUCAUGUAUAUGGCCAUAAUGUUGAGGAUGACUGUAAUAAAUAUACAUGGAGUUGUCCAGAAAUUCCAAGCACUAUUGCUGAUUCAGCAGCGUUUGUGGGGCAUGUUUUUAGCUUCCAGGGCUUCCAGAAAUACAAGAAGCUAGGAGAAGGGUGCUCACACUUCAUAAAAAGUCCUGCUGAUAUCAGCCCAACUACUACAAACCUGGAGUUUUGCAGCAACCCGCGCCUUGCGCGGAGCCCGAAGCAGCCUAGGAUCCGCCUUCUCCGCAGUAGCAGCUGGAGCAGCGACAGAGGCGGCCGCGCGGGUGGCCCGAGCACAGACACAGGCGGCCGCAGCUCCGGGGCCGCCGCUGCCCCGGUUGCCAUGAGUUGUGCGGAGGUGAUGCAUCACCCCCAGCCGUAUGGAGCGCCCCAGUAUCUGCCCAACCCCGUGGCUGCUGCAACCUGCCCCACAGCCUGCUACCACCCGGCCCACCAACCUGGCCAGCAGAAAAAGUUAGCGGGAUACAGCAAGAUGCAGGACUCUCUGGAAGUCACCCUUCCCAGCAAACAAGAGGAGGAGGAGGAGGAGGAUGAGGAGGAGGAGGAGGAGGAGAAAGACCAGCCUGCCGAGAUGGAGUACCUUAACUCUCGCUGUGUCCUUUUCACUUAUUUCCAGGGAGACAUUGGGUCAGUAGUGGAUGAACACUUCUCAAGAGCUUUGGGCCAAGCCAGCACCCUCCAUCCAGAAUCUGCCAUUUCAAAAAGCAAGAUGGGGCUAACCCCACUAUGGCGAGACAGUUCAGCUCUCUCAAGCCAACGGAAUAGUUUCCCAACUUCCUUUUGGACCAGCUCUUACCAGACCCCACCUGCACCUUGUUUGGGGGGAGUUCAUCCUGACUUCCAAGUCACUGCACCCCCUGGCACCUUUACUGCAGCUGACCCCAGCCCCUGGCCAGGACAUGGCCUCCAUCAGACUGGUCCAGCCCCUCCCCCUGCAGUAUCUGAGUCCUGGCACUACCCUUUGGCAUCUCAGGUGAGCCCGUCCUACAGCCACAUGCAUGAUGUGUACAUGCGACACCAUCAUCCCCAUGCCCACAUGCACCACCGCCACCAUCACCAUCACCACCACCACCACCCUUCUGCUGGCUCUGCCCUGGAUCAAUCCUAUGGACCCCUGCUGAUGCCUUCAGUGCGUACAGCCAGGAUUCCUGCUCCCCAGUGUGACAUCACAAAGACAGAUCCGACUACAGUCACCACUGCUACCUCAGCGUGGGCCGGAGCCUUUCACGGAACUGUGGAUAUAGUGCCCAGUGUGGGGUUUGAUACAGGUGAGUUGCGGCUUUCUCCUUUCCAUCGAAAAGAGGAAAAGUUAAUACAAAGAUACAACUAUCGUAGAAUGUCUUCAUCAAUUUGA
Suncus etruscus (white-toothed pygmy shrew) is the source of this 1524-nucleotide messenger RNA. RefSeq names its product vestigial like family member 3 (gene VGLL3). The coding region runs from base 1 to 1524 and encodes 507 amino acids. NCBI's taxonomy places the organism in Eukaryota, Metazoa, Chordata, Mammalia, Eulipotyphla, Soricidae. Gene Ontology annotation, biological process: regulation of transcription by RNA polymerase II. Gene Ontology annotation, cellular component: nucleus. The record is from RefSeq and is a predicted model, not a curated record. The transcript is spliced from 5 exons.